UCCUCGUCGAACUAUAUCCUCAUCUACUUCAGAAACAUACCAGGAUGAUACUUAUUCUGUAAUUACAGAAACUCCAAGUAUAGUUGAAACUGCAUCAGUACAUACUGCAAAAAAAGAAGUUAUUACCUCUACAACUUCAUUAGACCAAAACUAUCAGCCUCUUUAUUCUAAUAUUAAAACAUCUAUCUACCCACAACUUCCUGGAAUAACAACUAGUUCUAUCCAUCGUAAUCAAGAAGAAACAAAUUUUGGUCAAACAGAAUCAAGAGAUAUAUUGAAACAAGACCCUCUCCCAGAACAAACUAAUUUAACGCCUCUACACGAAUCAGAUAGUUCAGAUACUGACGAAGAAGAAAAUAUAGCUAAUUUGUCAAAACGGCUA
This is a messenger RNA of Ambispora leptoticha, 382 nucleotides long. NCBI's taxonomy places the organism in Eukaryota, Fungi, Glomeromycota, Glomeromycetes, Archaeosporales, Ambisporaceae. The record is from the annotation of a GenBank genome assembly.